AGUCAGCCAACGUGCUUAGUCUCAGAAGUCAAAAACAAUCAUUAUGGACACUUUUAAAGAAAAUAACAAAAUUUUUAAAUUAUACUUAAUGCACUGAGGAUGUGUUUUAAGCCGCUCCUUGGUAUAAAUAGAUUUACAAAACAGUUUAAUAAGUGGCUAAAUCGUAGUACUAUAAGUACAGCCUCAAUUGUGGUCCAAUAUCACGAUGAACCCGACAAAUCAGAUGGUGACAAGAAGCUUUAUCGUGCCUUGAGCUUAUCAAAUGGAUUACGUGCCAUUCUAAUAUCUGAUCCUCAUAAUGAAGAACCAUCAAUCCCUCAAGUUUCCAGCGAAAGUAUAACCUCAUCAAUUGAGCAUUUUCAAGGUAAAUUAGCUGCAUGUGCUGUACUAGUGGGUGUUGGAUCAUUUAGUGAACCUCGACAAUACCAGGGAUUAGCUCAUUUUGUGGAACAUAUGAUAUUCAUGGGAUCUGAGAAGUUUCCUGUUGAGAAUGAAUUCGAUUCGUUUGUAACGAAAAGCGGUGGCUUUAGUAAUGCCCAUACUGAAAAUGAGGAGACUUGUUUCUACUUUGAGGUGGAUGAAAAUCAUCUUGACAAGUGCAUGGAUUUAUUUAUGAAUUUGAUAAAGGCUCCAUUGAUGCUCCCAGAUGCCAUGAAUCGUGAACGAUCUGCGGUACAAUCGGAGUUCGAACAGACCAUCAUGAGUGAUGAAGUUCGUAGAGAUCAGAUUUUGGCCAGCUUUGCUACUGAUGGGUAUCCACAUGGCACCUUUAGCUGGGGUAAUUUUAAGUCGCUUCAAGAGGGCGUUGAUGAUGGGCAGUUGCACGAGGCACUUCACAAUUUUUGCCGUAAUCAUUAUGGCUCUAAUCGAAUGGUAGUAGCAAUUCAAGCUCAGCUUUCCCUAGAUGAAUUGGAGGAAUUACUCAAACGACAUUGCUCAGAUAUACCCACUAGCCAGGAGAAUGCCAUCGAUAUAGCCAAGUUUAAUUACCAAACUGCUUUUAGAGAAGAGUUCAUUAGGGAUUUGUUUCUAGUACAACCCGUUGAAGAUGUUUCCAAAAUAGAGUUCACCUGGGUUUUGCCACCAAUGAUGAACUUUUAUCGCAGUAAACCGGAUUCAUUUAUUUCCCAACUUCUUGGCUACGAAGGAGUAGGCAGCCUGUGUUCCUAUCUACGACGUCGUCUUUGGUGUAUUAGCGUAAUGGCAGGAGUUGGUGGAAGUAGUUUUGAUACAAACUCGAUAUACUCCUUGUUUAAUAUAUGUAUUUACCUUACUGACGAUGGAUUUGAUCACCUGGACGAUGUCUUAGAGGCUACAUUUACCUGGAUAAAACUCAUAAUCAAUAGCGAAAAGCUGUCGGCUUCCUACAAAGAAUUCCAACAAAUAGCUGAUAAUAAUUUUCGAUUUCAAAUUGAAAUGCCUUCGAUUGAUAAUGUUCAAAGCAUUGUUGAAAACUACAAUAAACUGCCAUCGAAAGAUGUUCUCACAGGAACUCAGCUUUAUUUCCAAUACGAUGAAUCCGAUAUAGAGCUUCUAAAACAGCAUUUAAAUAAAUUUAAUUUUAAUAUAAUGAUCACUUCGUAUAUGCCGUUUAAUGGAAAUGAUUACGAUCAGAAGGAACCAUGGUUUGGCACUCAAUACAAGACCGUUGCCAUGCCUUCAAAAUGGAUCAGCAUGUGGGAACAACCAGCCGAAUUGAAGGAAUUACAUUAUCCGGAACCGAAUCCAUUCGUAACAACUGAUUUUACACUUCAUUGGAUAGAAGCGGGUAAACCACAUAUCUCAAGAAGUCCCAAAGCUCUGGUCAGAAAUGAUUUAUGUGAACUGUGGUUUCGCCAGGAUAACAUUUUUCAACUACCCGAUGGGUAUAUUAACCUUUACUUUAUAACACCUCUGGUAAAGGAGAGUGUUAAACAGUAUAUGCUAGGUGUACUUUAUACCUAUUUAGUAGAGUUCACAAUAGCUGAGCAGCUGUAUCCAGCCUUGGAAGCAGGAUUAACCUAUGGUCUUUACAUUGGUGAUAAAGGCUUGGUCAUGCGAGUUAGUGGCUACAAUGAAAAGCUGCCCCUCUUGAUAGAAAUCAUUUUAAAUAUGAUGAAAACCAUAGAACUGGACUUGGAUCAGGUGAACUCGUUUAAGGAUCUUAAGAAGCGGCAAAUAUAUAAUGCUCUGAUUAACGGAAAAACUCUCAACAUGGAUUUACGUCUAAGCGUAUUGGAAAAUCAACGCUUUACCAUGAUAUCGAAAUAUGAGGCCAUUGAUGCCAUAACAAUAGAUGACAUCAAAAGCUUUAAGGAGAAUUUUCAUAAAAGAAUGUAUAUAAAAGGCUUAAUGCAAGGAAAUUUCACUGAAGAUCAAGGAAAAGACUUAAUGCAGAAAAUUCUAGCAGCAUAUAACAGUGAAAAAGUGGAAAAUCUAUCAGCAUUAGAUAAUAACUUAUUACAAAUUCCUCUGGGCUCACAUUAUCUAAGGGCCAAAACGCUUAAUGAAGGCGAUUCGAAUACCAUUAUUACAAAUUACUAUCAAAUAGGACCUAGUGAUUUGAAACUGGAAUGCAUAAUGGAUCUGGUAGAGUUAAUAGUGGAGGAGCCAUUUUUCAACCAAUUAAGAACUCAAGAGCAACUUGGUUACAGUCUGGGCAUACAUCAACGGAUUGGCUAUGGCGUCAUGGCUUUUGUAAUCACUAUAAACACCCAAGAGACUAAGCAUAAGGCUGACUAUGUUGAGGAGCGUCUGGAAACCUUUAGGUCUCGAAUGUCUGAUCUCGUCUCACAGAUGAGUGAUGAGGAGUUUCAGGGUAUUCGGGAUACUCUAAUAAGUGGGAAGAGACUUGGCGACACUAGCUUGGAUGAGGAAGUCAUGAGAAAUUGGAGUGAAAUCGUUACCAAAGAAUAUUUCUUUAAUCGCAUGGAAAUGCAAAUACAAACUCUUCAGAAUUUAACAAAAGAAGAUGUUCUGAAUUUCCUAAAUGAUUAUGAUAAAAAUAAUCUAAGAAAACUCUCCGUGCAAGUUGUGGGAAAGCAUACUCAGCCCUCGAAUUCAACAACCCAAGCUAAUUCGGAAGUAUCCAGUCGUUCAGGAUCUUUGAUGGACUUAAAUGAUGGACAAGGUGUAAAUCAGCCCAUGACUGAAAAAAUCAAACUAGAGUUUUUGGGAGAAAGUGACAACCCUUCACACAUUAAGGACAUUUCUGCCUUCAAAAAAUCUCUUUAUGUCUAUCCAGUGUUCAAUACCAAUCCAAACCUUGCAAAUAAAUCUUAAGUUUUUAAGUUUUAUA
Drosophila eugracilis is the source of this 3277-nucleotide messenger RNA. RefSeq names its product nardilysin. The record is from RefSeq and is a predicted model, not a curated record. Lineage: Eukaryota; Metazoa; Arthropoda; Insecta; Diptera; Drosophilidae. Gene Ontology annotation, biological process: proteolysis. Gene Ontology annotation, molecular function: metal ion binding; metalloendopeptidase activity. Bases 100 to 3261 code for a protein of 1053 amino acids. The transcript has a single exon.